AUGUUAAAGGUUGUCAUAAUUUUAGCGUUAUCGUCUGCAGUCUUUGCACAAACGCCAGUGAAGUCAUGCGGGAAAGGCCAGCUUUUACCAAAAGCUGUUUAUUUCGGAGGCAAAGAAAGUUUUUGUACAAAGUCACCAUGCGUGCUGAAACGAGGAAAAACAGGAAUCACUGAGGUCGAGUUCAUUUCACCCAUAAACUCACAAAGCAUUAUGCCAAAAGCAAAGGCGAAAGUUUUUGGAAUGUCAAUUGAUUUGAAUUUGGGCGUCAAGGCUGCAUCUGCUUGUAAAUUCCUGAAAAGCGGAUGUCCUUUGGAAAAGGGUAAACCAGCAUUAUUUAAACUUGUGAAACCUGUGGAAAAGAAUGCAAUGACAGGAACUGCUGAUGUGGAAUAUACGCUAGUAGGCGACGAUAACCAAGUGAUAUUUUGCUACAAAUUAAAAACUGUCGUUGUUUGA
Molecule: messenger RNA, 456 nt
Organism: Clunio marinus
Lineage: Eukaryota; Metazoa; Arthropoda; Insecta; Diptera; Chironomidae
Source: the annotation of a GenBank genome assembly